Molecule: messenger RNA, 264 nt
Organism: Hymenoscyphus albidus
Lineage: Eukaryota; Fungi; Ascomycota; Leotiomycetes; Helotiales; Helotiaceae
Source: the annotation of a GenBank genome assembly
AUGUCAAGGGCCAGCAGUCGACCCUCUGAAAGCCAGGCCAGCUUGCCCGCAAGCCAAGCCAGCUUUCUCGCCCGAGAAUCCUCCACGAUCAUUCCCGCGCUCCUCGAGCUGACCCCUACCACGCCCCGGGUAGGACUAGGACUAGGACAGGUCGACGAGCACUCCCCGAGUUGGCUCCAGCGUGUGGUCGAUGCCGUCAUCGCGCCAGCUGGGCAAGAGAAGAGAGUUGCUGAUUGGUCCGGGGGGUUUUCUUAUUUGGCAUGA